Molecule: messenger RNA, 3055 nt
Organism: Mercenaria mercenaria
Lineage: Eukaryota; Metazoa; Mollusca; Bivalvia; Venerida; Veneridae
Product: eukaryotic translation initiation factor 4H-like
Exons: 7
Coding region: 86-1012 (308 amino acids)
Molecular function (GO): RNA binding
Source: RefSeq, a predicted model, not a curated record
UGAGUCUUGUAUUUAGAAUUUUAAAAGCGCUUAGCUUACAAGAUUUUUUUAUGACUAAGGAAUCAUUCUGGCCAAGUUAACCAACAUGGCCGACUUUGACGAUCAUCACGGAGGAUUUGGUGGGGGAAAUUAUGGCGGAGGAGGAUACCGAGGAGACUAUAACCGUGGACGUGGAGGUUAUGGGGGCAAUCGCGGGGGCAGAGGUGGAGGUAGGAAACCAAUGCCUACUGAACCACCGUACACAGUCUUUGUGGGCAAUUUACCAAAUGGCAUUGUACAGGGAGAUUUGGAGUUGAUAUUCAAAGAUCAAAGGGUACGAAGUGUACGACUGGUGAGAGAUAAGGAAACAGAUCAUUUUAAAGGUUUUGCCUACGUGGAAUUUGAAGACCUUGAUUCUCUCAAGGAGGCAUUAACAUACGACGGAGCGCUUUUUGAAGACAAAAACAUCAGAGUAGAUAUUGCAGAGGGAAAGCAGAACCGCCAGCAAGGCGGACGCGGGGGUGGCCGAGGAGGCAGAGGGGGUUGGAAUGACGACAGGGGAGGUUUCCGCGGUGGAAGGGGUGGACGAGGGAGAGGUGGUUACGAUGAUUUCCGCGGAGGAGGUCGAGGUGGAUUUAAUGAUAACAGAGGACGCGGGGGAUUCAAUAAUUAUCAAGACAGGUCAGACGACUUUGACAAUUUUGGUGGAGGACGCGGGGGUGGUAGAGGUGGCAGGGGACGUGGUGGAUUUGAUAGAUACGAUAACAGAGAUAAUGAUAUGGGUGGGAGAAGAAGGCAAAACAGCGGUGGACCUCCAGUAGAAUUAAGAGAACCUUCCCCAGAAUCAGCUGCAGCUCGUCCCAGAUUAAAGUUGUUACCAAGAACAGUUAGAGAGCCUCCUAAUGACUUUGUAAAUACUCAAAGAAAUGCCAGUAUUUUUGGUACGGGGAAACCACGUGAUAAAUCUCCCAAGGAUGAAGACGGUGAGAGAAGUCGAACUAUUAGUGAAAAUAGUCAAAAUAGUCAACAUUGAAUACCAGUCAUAUUUUCCCAUCUGUCUGUUGCUUUUAUGAUGAAAGGGAGCUGUAUAGAAACUGUAUAUGUCAUCACACAUCAAGUGCUAGGAGGCUAUGAGUAAAGGGGCCCCAUAGAGGUUCCAGCUAUAAUCAUAUGCCAAGUGCUGAAGAGGCCCCAGAAAGGUUGUCAUUUACGUCAUCACGUAUAUCUUGAUGAAAGUGUAUAUGAGGCCCUGACAGGGGAUACAGGGGAGCCUUAUCUAAACAUGUCUUUUGCAGACUUUCAUUUACUGUGUCAUGAAUAAACACUCACAAGUUUGCUAGUUUUUGGGAGAGUUGUUAGAGGCACUGAUGUCGGAGAAUUACAGCUACAGAAGUAUAUAUUUUUUUAAAGAAGAAUCUUACCUUACAUAUUUUUUUACAUGCAUAUUGAGCUGUCAGAUUGUGAGCUGCAUGUAAUAAUCAACAAAUUAUUUCCAACUAGUUAACCAAAAUAAAAAAAAUCUUAAAAGAAAAAGCCAGGAUUUUUUUGUUUCUAAAUUUUUUCUGACAAUGAAAAAUAGUGUUCUGUAUCUUCAUUUAACCAUUAUUGAGACAGAGGUUAAGUAUUUUAACCUCGUUGUAUGGAGAUAGGAAAGAACAUUCACUUUAACAGUAAGGUUCUCAUUUCCCAGUAUAAAGGAAGUUUAACAUGGUGAUUUUAGAUACAUCAGAUUUUAAAAACAUACCAAUAUUGAAAUAUACAUUUUAUUUUGUAGCUUUUCACUUUUGGCCCAUAAUCGCUCACACUUCUCAGAAAAUUUGAAACUUGCUUUAAUAUUAUCUGGCAUUAUGUCUAAUGAUAAAGCCAGACAUGAGAUUUGAAUUCUUAUCAAGGUUUUCCCACAGCCAGAUUGCAAAAUAAAAGCCAUGUGGAAAAUUAACUGUCCACAGUAUGUGAAUGAUAAUAAAUUAUUUACUUUUUAAAGAAAGGAAUGUUUCUGCUUUGAUGCAGUUAGGUGCAAAGUACAAGUCCAACAUGAAUUAACCCAGUGUUUUACAGUAUUUGGAAAAUGUUAUGUUUUGGUUGAUUUUAACACAGUUUCCUUUUUUUACCAUAAACCUGCCUGUAAAUGACAGCGUUGUUAUGUUGACAUUGUGAUUAGACUGUUAAUGGGAGAGAAUUUAGGUAGAAAUGUGACUAAGUAUUGUUUGGACUUACUUUUUAUUCAUUGUACAUGCCUCACAUUUUGUACAUUUUAUGGUUGUUGUGUAUAUACUAUUACCUUGGAGAUAGGGCUAGAAUGUCAUUUUUGAUUUAUUUUUUCAUUUGUAUGUAAGACAUUCUGGCUUUUACUUCAUCAUUAUGUCUCCCACACCACUGUGUGGUGGGAAACAUAUUGAUUUACUCCUGUCUGUCUGCCUGUCUGUCACAAAUCUUGUCCGCACUCUUUAAGUCAAACAUUUCUCAUCCGAUCUUCACCAGACUUGAACAAAAUGUGUUUGCCAAUAAGUCCUCGGCCAAGUUUGAUAACUAGCCAAAGAGGUCCAGGCACUUCGGAAUAAUGGCCCUUGAAACAUUGUUUUUUGAUAAUCAAAGCACUGAAAGUCUGAUUGGGUUGUAUCAAAGCACUUGAAGUCUGAUUGGGUUGUAUCAAAGCACUGAAAGUCUGAUUGGGUUGUUUUUGAUAAUCAAAGCACUGAAAGUCUGAUUGGGAAUUAAGAAUGUAUAGGGAGUAGGGUUUACGCUUGAACAUUUCUCAUCCGAUCUUAUACUACUAUUCAGAUGAUUAGGCAGUUGUGGGAGACAUGUGCUUUUCUAAAAAAGCAGCUCUAGUUUAUUCUUGAAGUAUUGUGUAGAAAUUAUUAUAAAUAGAUCAGGAUAAAAAUAUAAUGUACAAGAUGUAUAAACAGUUGCAUAAGCUCAAUAGCAAGGUCUUAUCAUAAAAGUGCUUCUGAUGAAUGAACAACUGACUUCGUAUUUUAUUUUUUAUUCUUAAAGGCAUAAGUGUGAUCUUUAUUAUGUAGUUAAAUGGAAGACAAGGAAAUUUGUAUUUAUGCAUUAAAGUUGUUUAAAUAUC